Molecule: messenger RNA, 1848 nt
Organism: Sabethes cyaneus
Lineage: Eukaryota; Metazoa; Arthropoda; Insecta; Diptera; Culicidae
Product: ADP-dependent glucokinase
Exons: 4
Coding region: 74-1564 (496 amino acids)
Biological process (GO): glucose metabolic process
Cellular component (GO): endoplasmic reticulum
Molecular function (GO): ADP-specific glucokinase activity
Source: RefSeq, a predicted model, not a curated record
UAAAUGAUUCUACCUGUUCAACGUUUUGUUAGAUAAAAGUGUUACCUCGAAGCUCGAACCGGAAAGUUUUGCAAUGGCAACAAGUUCCUAUUUUGCUUUUCUUACCGCACUAAGUGUGUUCGCCGCUUUAUUUGCCAUAGUGUAUCAGGCAUAUUUGGCAUCUAAUGAUUUGAAAAGACUGACCACUAUCCUGCAAAAUUUAAAAAACUUGGAACAUCAAUACCCGGUGCAUAGGCCACGGGUCGCCAUCGGAUACGGUUCAUGCAGCGAUCUGUACGUUAAGGCAGUAAAUUUUCUGAACUUCUCCGAAAGUUUGGAGAAAUUUUUACAGCAGAAAACAUUCAACGUGGACGACAUCACCACUGAAGAAGAUUUCUUACAGAGCUUUGCUUAUUACUUUCAAAGAGGAGCCGCGGCUGAGCGUUUCACUGUCAACAAAGAACUUUUUCAAAAGUUAGUUAAUUCCGCGAAAAAAUCAUCUGCGGCUGAGCCUAGAUGGGCCCUAGGAGGAAAUGCUCCUGUCAUUGGAUCCCGAUUAGCUGCAGAGGGUGCCGAGGUGCUGCUAGGCGCAAAAAUGUCGUCUAAACUAAAGUCCCAUUUGAGGAGCGACAUAACGCUGACAGGCAGUUUAAUUACGGACGAUGAUAUUCACUUAAUUCUAGAAUAUAAAACCGGUGAUGAGUGGGGUACACUUCGAACUCCACGUGCCAAUCGGUACAUUUUACAUAAUGACCACCAUAAUCCGUUUUUAAGCUCACUGGAGGAAUUCGAGCAAGGUCUACAAGAAUUCAAUCCUCAUUUGUUUGUAGUAAGCGGUCUGCAAAUGAUGGAUAAUUACGUAUACGAACCUGGUGUCAGGGAAAAUUUACUGGAAAAAGUUAGCAAUCAAAUGCAAAGUCAAUCUAGCGAUACACUAAUACACUUUGAAAUGGCUAGCUUCGUCGAGCUGGAGUUAUUAGAAUUACUUCUCCAACAUGUUGUACCCUACAGCGAUUCAAUAGGCAUGAAUGAACAGGAACUUGAUAACCUCCGGCAAGUUUUAGAAACUGGUAAAAUCAGUUUGGUGGCCGACUGCAAUCCACGUGUUGCUCAAUCUUUAGAUCAGGCAAGAGCUGUCUUGCGCAUAUUGAACGAAGACUACUUUAAAAACCACGUAACAGACCCAAGUCGAAGAAUGCUGUCCCGAAUCCAUCUGCACACUUUAGCAUUCCAAGCUGUUCUAGUGGUUGGUGGCAGUAAAUGGAAUCAUACAAAAAAUGCAGCGGCAAAAGCAUCCCUAACUGCGCAUCGACACGUUUGUGCUAGUCAAAUUGUCAAUCCGGAUGCCGCUUACCGCCUUUUGGACGAUAGUUUUGCUUCCUCAAUGCAAGAUGGAGCCAUCCGGAUUCCGUUUAGUGAUGAGGAUCCUGUUUCUUGCUGGAAUGAAACGUUGGCAAUCAGCGAACAGCAACAUCAAUUGGACGUAGAGAUCUGCGUAGCUCCAGUGCUAAUCUGCAAGGUUGCCAAACAAACGGCAGGAGCUGGUGAUAAUAUUUCCGGAGCAGGCCUUAUUUUACAAAUCUAGUAUAUUUCCAAGGUUAUUAACGGCCUUAUUUUUGAAUACGACAUAUCGGUUUUCCGAUCGAAUAAGAAUGAUAUUCUUGAAUUUUCCAGCAAAAUUUAAUCGAUGACUGUGCUGAUCAAAUCGGAUCAGAUCGAAAAUACGAUACGAUGCACUCAAUAGUGAGAAUAUAAUCUUAAAAGUUUGUGCUUGACAUUCCAUCGUUAGAAUUAACAAAAAAGUUGAAGUAGCUUUUAGAACACCUUUGCAUUUUUUUAUAUUUUUAAAUAUAGUUGACAAUAAACAAU